AUCAAUAUGUACAAAACGAUGCAACAUGAAGAUACCACGUAACAUUGUUUUUCAAGUUGCGAAAGGAUUUAGAGGACGAAGUAAGGGUUGCAUUAAACUAGCAUCUACACGAGCAGCGAGAGCUUUAUUAUACUCUUUCAAUGCCAGAAGGAAACGACACACAUAUGUACGUAUACACUGGACUGCCACUAUUAAUCGAGCUGCUAGAGAAUGGAAUCUUACAUAUUCUAGAUUCAUUGGCGCCUUGACGAAUCUUAAUUGCUGGCUCAACAGAAAGUCGUUAUUCAUCCUUUCACUAAAUGAGCCAGUUACGUUCAAGGCACUAGUUGACGAGUCUAAAUAUGCUCUAAGUGAACCUAGGUCCAAAGUACGAGAUAUAAGCAACUUGUGACAAGUUUUAAAGACAGCAUCUUCAC
Messenger RNA from Babesia bovis T2Bo, 416 nucleotides. Its product is annotated as putative ribosomal protein L20. Gene Ontology annotation, biological process: ribosomal large subunit assembly; translation. The record is from RefSeq and is a predicted model, not a curated record. Gene Ontology annotation, molecular function: structural constituent of ribosome; rRNA binding. Gene Ontology annotation, cellular component: ribosome. Lineage: Eukaryota; Apicomplexa; Aconoidasida; Piroplasmida; Babesiidae. The transcript has a single exon. Bases 26 to 391 code for a protein of 121 amino acids.